Chaetomium fimeti is the source of this 1663-nucleotide messenger RNA. RefSeq lists its product as uncharacterized. The record is from RefSeq and is a predicted model, not a curated record. NCBI's taxonomy places the organism in Eukaryota, Fungi, Ascomycota, Sordariomycetes, Sordariales, Chaetomiaceae. Gene Ontology annotation, molecular function: protein dimerization activity. The transcript is spliced from 2 exons. Bases 159 to 1445 code for a protein of 428 amino acids.
UCUUUAGGCCGGACUCGGGCCCUCGGUUCCUCAGUGUCGGGACGGGUUGCAACAAAUCCCACCCAGUGCCACCAUACCAUACCACAUCCCCUCUUUCCACGGCCGCAACCAACAAGGAGGCAAAUCACCCAACCCUGCUUUAAAAACGAGGGGACGCGAUGAAUCAAGAUUACGUUUGGACUGGAAACGGGCCAUCCCAGGCACUUGAUGGGUCACCCGGCGGUAUGCCACCCUCGGCUUUGAUGACUCGACCGCUUGCCGAUAGUCAACGCGGGUCGUGGACAUCCAGUCAGGCGCCCGACCCCCCCUCGCGCUUCACUGGGCUUUUGGUCCAGACGCAGAAACAGAGGUCGACUCACGCCUGUGGGCUGCCCAGUCCAGCACCGACAGCUCCUGCAGCAUCGCCACCCCACUGGCCGAACCACGAUGUCUCAUCCGUCGCCGGAUCGUGGGCCCCAACCAGUCCAAUAAGCCCAGCUGUUGGCGAACCGGUGGCUCUCGAGUACAAUAGCCAAUUCCUUUACCCUCCCAACACUGCAGCGUCAGUUAUCUUCGAUACCGGGUUCCAUGACUGGGCUGGAAACACUGGCUUCCCGCUGAGCUUCGACCACACCUACCCCGGGGGUCAUACAGCCCCACCGGUCCCAAAUGGACUAUCCGCCGACUUCAGCGCCCCUUGGCCUAGCCAGACCCCGGGGCCGAGCAGGUCGAGCGGGCAGCUCCUGAUCCCAGCAUUCGAAUUCCCUCCUCCAUCUAAUUCAACCACAGUCGCCAAUCGUAUUCUUCCCCUAAGCAAUACCGAAAUCUUCAAACAAGAAAACACUCCACAACCGCACCCAUAUCCCCUUUGCAAGCGCCCUCUUUCCCACUCCCAACAGCGGCCACAACCCCACAAAAGAGCAAAGGCCCCUUCCUCUAACGACGACAACCACUCACCACCGCCAACGACGACGGACAGAAAACCCCGGACCAAACCACUUCCUUCAACACAUCCUCAGAGUCCGACUUCCGCAAAAGGCCCCACCCUCCGCACCGCCGCCCGCCGCGUCAAACGGCCUGCGCCCUCCCUCAAGCCGGGCGAGUCCCCCGCACACCAACGUGCUCGUACCAACCACAACCUAGUCGAGCAACAGUACCGGCACCGGCUACACGCGCGGUUCGAGGCGCUGCUGGACGUCCUACCGGACGGUAUUCUCGGUGACGAGGAGGAACACCAUGAGGGUCCCUCGGGGGGCGACGGUGGCCUGUGUACCGCCGGGGGCGGCGGCGGUGUCAAGGGGAAGAACAACCGCCGGAUGAGCAAGGUGGACGUGUUGAGCAAGGCGCAGAGGGUGAUUCAGUUCCUACAGGGGGAUACGGAGCGGAUGAAGAGGGAGAUGGAAGAGAUGAGGAGGGAGAAGGAAGCGGCGUUUGCGGGGAUGGCGCGGGUGCGGGAGAGAGGUUAAAAGGGUCACGAGAGAGGAAGGAUGGGAGGUUAUUCUUUGCUUUCGUUGGGCCUUCAAGGGGGUAGAAUGGAGUUAAGGGCUUGAGGUAGGCGGCAUCGUUACCAAAAGGCAAACUUGUGGAGGGGAGCAUCAUCCUUGGUUCUAGAGGUGUUGGGACGUAAUGGGAUAUCCGGAUAUACUUCAUACACAACGGCGGUUUGGCGGGCGCGUCUCGCUUC